This is a messenger RNA of Oppia nitens, 3047 nucleotides long. RefSeq lists its product as uncharacterized. The record is from RefSeq and is a predicted model, not a curated record. NCBI's taxonomy places the organism in Eukaryota, Metazoa, Arthropoda, Arachnida, Sarcoptiformes, Oppiidae. Gene Ontology annotation, biological process: regulation of transcription by RNA polymerase II. Gene Ontology annotation, molecular function: RNA polymerase II cis-regulatory region sequence-specific DNA binding; DNA-binding transcription factor activity. The transcript has 6 exons. The coding region runs from base 207 to 3047 and encodes 946 amino acids.
AUUAUGUAUUGUGUUAUGAAAUUGAAUGCAUUAUUAAAUUGAUUGCAAUGUCUUUGUGUUAAAUGUCUUGUAUUUUGACCACAAAAGUCUUGAUUCAUGUCUACCAUCACUUGAUUUGGUCGACAAUUGUUUAACCGCCGCCAUAGUGGCCAUCUAUUGUCAGUGACACCAAUUGAAUCAUCGGAACAAUUAGUGUCCCGCAGAUAAUGGACACCGACAUCACCUGUCACUCAAUGUAUGCUAAAGACACCGAUAAAGACGUGUUUGUCUGUCGACAUAAGGACUGUCACUACGAGACAGCAGAUGAAAAUGAUGUUCAAAUACAUUGUACACGACAUACACAUCGAGACAACACCGAUGACAACAAAACCGAUGCACUUGAAGUGACCACGGCUGAGAACGGCAACGAUUUGAUGACAAUGAGGAAAACGGGUCGAUAUGUCUGUGAGGUUCCUGAUUGUGGCAAACAUUUCUCGUAUUUAAAAUGUUUUGAAAGUCAUAAACGUAACGAACAUUCGGUGAACGAAAAUAAUGGUACAAACAGUAGGGAUCAGUUGGUUAAGAGUGACAAUAGUUGGGAAUUAUAUGUCGAUUGCAGGGAAACGGACGGCACUAACAAAUUAUUCUGCAAAUGGCCGGACUGUCUGUUUGGGUCUAACUUACGAAUGGUUCUCAAACAACAUAUUAUAAAUAAUCAUUUGACACAAAAGCGGAUCAGAUGUCCUCCAAAGACACACAAUGAAUACGAAUAUUGGGAUAAAUUAUUAUUUGACAAAAAGGGAGUCAGACUUUCCAGUGAAAAACAAACUACCGGUAAAUCACCCGUUCAGACAAAUAAUGGGACAAAGGUUGCGACCAACAAACCAAACAAUACAACACCGCGACAACAAAAAGAAAUUAAAAAAUCAGUUUCUUCUGUUAAACAACAGAAACGACAACAACAAUCACAAUCAAAGACUCAAAUGAAAAGUCAAUUGAAAAUUCGAUCUAAACUUCAUUUAAAAACUCAAUUAAAAGCUCAACCGAAAAGUCAAAUUAGACCUCAUUUACCAAAACUUGCGCCUAAUUUACAAAUUAUUAACUUAAAUACAACAGAAUCUGUUUGUCCGGAUUCGGACAGUAAGCUGUUAGAGAAAAGACGUAUCAGUAUUGAUAAAAACAGAAGUGAUGUUUUGUUGAGCUGUAAAGGAUUGGCGAGUAUGGCGAGUGUUACCCAAUAUUUUAACAAACGUUUAAUCAAUGGAGAGAAGAUCUAUUGGUGCAAAUGGGGUGGUUGUCAGUUCAAGACCAAAAAGAGCCAGAAGAUUGCCGAACAUAUAAAUCUGUCACACAUUGGUGUCGACUUUAAGUGUAAUAAACCUAAUUGUAAUAAAGUGUUUAAAAACCCGCAUUCGUAUCGCGAACACCAAAAGAAUCACAUUUGCGGAUUCGGCAGUUUUGGCUAUGGAUCUAAAGGAGUGAUCGGUGUCUGUCGUAAUGAAAAUCUUUUCAAAUACAGGGAACGAAUUAUAGUAAAGGGGAAAAAAUACUACAGAUGUAAGUGUUGUCACGCAAUCACUAAAUACUUCACCGGAAUGAAGAGACACAUUCAUUCUCAACAUAUCUGUCCCUUUCGUAUGAAUCUUCAUCUGACUAGACAUCAGACACCAAUGGCUAUAAAACAAGAGAUUAUGGAUUUGGAUAUUGAUUUUGAUUUAUUCAAUAAUCAACAAUUCAUUUGUUGUCUCAAAUGCAACGAAUUUUUCGAUUCUAAAGAGCAGUUAAAACAACACCAGACGUUGUUUUGUCAGUUCAAAGACAGGACUGUUAGUGAUAUUAAAAUCGAAAAUUCAGAUGAUUUUAAUUCAAAUGAUCAAUUAAGUGAUAACUUUGAUGAAUUUGAAAAUACAAUCUAUUAUUGCUGUCAAUACGAUGACGACUGUAAAUAUGUUACACCACUUAAGGACAAAAUAAAUGAUCAUAUAUUACACCAUUUGAAUAGUGGAUCGACUUUCGGUCAUUCCGGUGAAUCUUACGAUUACUUAAAUCCUAUUUCAAUAUUUGAGCCCCAGAUUAAAGUUGAACCAAUUGAUUAUGAAGACAGCGAUGGCUUUACUGGUUUGACUGAUAACUUAGAUGUAAAGCCGUCGACAUCGGGUUUACAGAGUAUUCAAACAAAUUAUACGAAUAUCGAAAAAUUUAUAGAAAUCAAGUGUAUAGACGGCGAUCCAAAUUAUUUUUGCGUUUAUAAUACACUUAAAUGCAAAUAUUAUACUAAAGAAUUUGUUGAUAUUAAGAAUCACAUUAAGGAAUCGCAUGUUUUAUUUGAAUGUGAUAUUAAAGAUUGUGGCAAACAUUUUAAGAAUUUGAUUGCUUUGAACGCUCAUAAAGUUAACCACAUUUGCGGAUUUGGUAUCAAAGGUCGCAAAUCCAAUGGUGUCUGCAGUUUGGAUAAUAUCAAGAAGUAUUGCGACGAAAAAUUGUUUAAUAAUAAUAUAGUCUAUGCGUGUAAAUGGACGGACUGUAAGUUUGUGUCCAAAACUCGUAAUAAUGUUCUCAGUCAUAGCCAUCACAAGCAUAUCUGUCCCAAUCGCAUGUUAGCUAACAAUCAAAAGAAACCGAUAAUUAAUUUUCGCAAAACUAAAGCAUUUAACGAUCGGACAUCUCCUCCGACAGCAUUGCCAUUGAUUGAUGAGUCGCACUGUGAGAGCAAUUCAUCACUGGAUUCAAUGGGCAAAACAGAACCCGAAGUUUUGGGAACAUUUGGCACUCAAGAAAGUCUCGACAAUUUUGUUAAAUAUAGUGAAGAAAUUAUGGUCGACAAUAAAACAGUAUUUGUAUGCCAUUAUCCCAACUGUUUUGUUACCGUUCCUCGAAAUCGAUCGUAUUCUCCGGGAAUUCUCGAUAAAUACACCUCUUAUGUCACCGAUUUUAAACAUAAUAUGAUUCGACAUAUUAGACGUCAUUGUAACGACAAGCCGUUUGUUUGCGGUAUAAAUGGUUGCGAAAAGCGGUUUAGUUGUUCGUCACAACAUAAGAGCCAUCAGUCGAGUCAUUCUUUACGUUAA